AUGCAGUUCGUGCUCUGCGGCGCUUUCGCACUCGCUGUGCUCCACACAGGGGCUCAAAGCACAACAUCAAGUCUAAUCAACCCCUUGACGCGAUAUUCCAACAACUACACCCUUCCCGUGCUGGAAUUCCCCGGCCUACAGAGUCAGUUCCAGCCGCCCAUCGAUUGUGGUGAGCAUUCGUACCAAGGACACGGACGCCUGCAAGGGCGGCCUGCCCUGAUUACUGGAGGCGAUUCAGGUAUCGGUCGAGCGGUUGCCAUUGCCUACGCGCGGGAGGGAGCCGAUAUUGCAAUCAACUUUCUCCCCGAAGAAGAGUCAGACGCCAAAGCUACUUUCUGUGCUCAUCUCGUCUCCGAAGCCGCGGAAUCGCUUGGAGGGCUGGACAUUCUCGUGAACAACGCAGGAUACAUUCAGAACCACGAAUUCAUAGGCAAUCUCUCUACUGGUCAGUUCGACAGGACCUUCCGGACGAAUGUCUAUGCUGCAUUUUUCCUCACUCGAACCGCUGUUCAUAUACUUCCUCCAGGCUCGAGGAUUCUCUUUACUAGCUCUGAUGCUGGAUGGAGAGCACCGCCUUUCCUUGUUGAUUACGGUGCAACAAAAGCGGCAUUGGCAUCUUUCGUGAAGAGUCUGUCUAGACAACUUGCACCCAAAGGAAUCCGAGUCAAUGCCGUUGCUCCCGGAAUAACUUGGUCUAAUUUCGAUUCCAUCCAAGGCUUUACUACGGAAGACAUGUACAGGCUUUCAGGAGCUGAGCGUUUUCGACGUGCCUCGCAGCCAGUCGAAUUGGCGCCAGUGUAUGUAUCGCUUGCGGAAAGUGUCAACAGCUACACGUCUGGCGCAAUAUGGGCCGCAGACGGGGCUCUUGGAUCAUUCUGA
Molecule: messenger RNA, 879 nt
Organism: Zasmidium cellare ATCC 36951
Lineage: Eukaryota; Fungi; Ascomycota; Dothideomycetes; Mycosphaerellales; Mycosphaerellaceae
Exons: 4
Coding region: 1-879 (292 amino acids)
Molecular function (GO): oxidoreductase activity
Source: RefSeq, a predicted model, not a curated record